This is a messenger RNA of Clupea harengus (Atlantic herring), 1519 nucleotides long. RefSeq names its product X-ray repair complementing defective repair in Chinese hamster cells 4 (gene xrcc4). NCBI's taxonomy places the organism in Eukaryota, Metazoa, Chordata, Actinopteri, Clupeiformes, Clupeidae. Gene Ontology annotation, cellular component: nucleus; DNA ligase IV complex; DNA-dependent protein kinase-DNA ligase 4 complex. The transcript has 7 exons. Gene Ontology annotation, molecular function: DNA binding. The record is from RefSeq and is a predicted model, not a curated record. The coding region runs from base 1 to 1311 and encodes 436 amino acids. Gene Ontology annotation, biological process: response to X-ray; immunoglobulin V(D)J recombination; positive regulation of ligase activity.
AUGUGCCAGGCUAUCCUGCCGUGCCACGGCAACCACCUGGGAGAGCUGGCAACGGGGCAGCUACUGAAGUGGAUGGACACCAUCGCUUGUCUGGCAGAGACAUCCGCCUCCAGGCUUCCCACUGCGGAGUGGCAGCCUUAUCAUCACGCGUCCUGUCUGGAGGGGGCAGGAUGCUCUUGUGAAAGUGUCUGGCUCACGUUAUCCUCGGCGCAGGUCAUCUAUUUGCGGAUCAGGGGCCAAUCCCAGCAGCUGAAGUGUCUUGUCGGAGGCCAGCUCGGAUCACAGGGACCCUCCUGUGUUAUCUCUCGAGUGCUGGGCCUUGGCAGAGGUUGUGAGAGUCUGGGCUGGCGCGGCCCUGGCUCACUGUCCAAAGACGAGCGCUACUUAAAACCAGCGCUAGCCAAUGCUGGCGCUCUGAAGCCUUUUUUCUAUUUCCUUUCUUCUCCUUUCGUUAUUACUCUCUUCUCCUUUCAUUAUCACUCUCUCACUCCCCUUUACUUCUCUAUCUCCCCCACUCACCCCCUCCAUGUAUCCUUCUUCCUCUUCAUAACUCACGCUCUCUGUCCCGUCGUCUCUCCUCAUGUGUCCCAGUUCAGGUUGGGUGAGGUGGAGCUGCAGCCGGUGCCAGAGCCUGCGGCAGCGGUCCGGGAGCUCAUCACACACGGCCUGGAGCGCGGGGCCCAGCUGCACGGCAGGAACCAGCAGCUGCAGCAGGAGAACCAGAGGCUCAAGCAGGAGCAGCAGCGCAUCACUGGAGACAUGGAGCGCUACGUCCAUGGGAAGGAGACCCUGGAGCAGGAGCUCUACAGCCGCUUCGUCGUGGUGCUGAACGAGAAGAAGGCCAAGAUCCGAGCGCUGCAGGCCAGGGUGAAGCAGCUAGAGGAGUCCUUGGAGGAGGGGCGAGAGCCAAGGAACGCUACGAAAGCAGGGGGCAGUAAGGCUGCAGAGAGUGGAAGCCCUGGGCAGAGUCCACUGAGGGAGGCCAGUGACUAUGGCGCCAGCACUGAGGAGGAAGAGGAGGAGAAUGAGCAGCCUUCAACCUCUGGCAUCAACACCUCUGCCAAAGACGCGUUCAGUCCCAUGGACGACGGCGCCGGCGACAUCACGGAUGUAGCGCCCAGCCGUAAGCGCCGACACCGUCACCUCCAGCUGCUAGAGGCCCAGGCCAAGAAGCGGGCUCUGGAAGAACCACAGAGAUCCAGGAAUGAGCAGACACAUGCCAAGGCAGAGGCCAAAACAGAGGCCGCCCCUCGUCCAGCACAAGUCCCAAAAGCGAAUCCCGAACCAGAGGACCUGUUUGAUGACAUUUGACCUCUUCUUCAUUCAUUUCCCCACAUAUCUGUGGAAAGGAUGCUGUUUUUAGUAAGAAGCCUGCUGACAAUGAAUGGAACAAUUUCCAUCAUUAAUUUAAACACUUCCCUCAUUCUGUGAACCUGCAAAAAAUCCUUUUUUUAUCUUUGUAUGCUAUUCUUUUGUACUGUAAAGCUGUAUCAAUAAAGUAUUUUAUUGUUUAUUCAUU